Molecule: messenger RNA, 1059 nt
Organism: Sinocyclocheilus anshuiensis
Lineage: Eukaryota; Metazoa; Chordata; Actinopteri; Cypriniformes; Cyprinidae
Gene: phf5a
Product: PHD finger protein 5A
Exons: 4
Coding region: 113-445 (110 amino acids)
Biological process (GO): mRNA splicing, via spliceosome
Source: RefSeq, a predicted model, not a curated record
GGCAGGAAGACGUUGCGGAGCCUUCAAUCCAAAACAUCAGAAGGAGGAAAUUCGGAGGUCAUCGCUGCAUCGCCGCUAGUGUCUGGCUAGCAGUCUGCGUUCGUGCUUUAUAAUGGCCAAACAUCACCCAGAUUUGAUUUUUUGCAGGAAACAGGCUGGAGUCGCCAUUGGAAGACUAUGUGAAAAAUGUGAUGGCAAAUGCGUUAUCUGUGACUCUUACGUCAGGCCUUGUACACUAGUUCGUAUUUGUGACGAAUGCAACUAUGGGUCUUACCAAGGGCGCUGUGUCAUUUGUGGAGGUCCUGGAGUAUCUGAUGCCUACUACUGCAAAGAGUGCACCAUCCAGGAGAAAGACAGGGAUGGCUGCCCCAAGAUCGUGAACCUCGGCAGCUCGAAGACUGACCUUUUCUAUGAGAGAAAAAAAUACGGCUUCAAGAAGAGGUGAAGAAACAAAGGGAUUUUCUUUGUCACAGUUUUUCCAUGCAAGAGUUUUCCAUUUUGUUAUCACGUUGUUACAAUACAUUUUUUAAUGCUGUGAUGUUGAUUAUGCUGUUCUGUUUGAUUUUGAUACUUCUAAUACUGCAUACUUAUAACCUGCAGUCUUCUAGUAUUUACCUGGCUAUUGACAACCUUUAAAUUUUUUCAUUAUUAGAUGAUUAGAUGCUUGUAAGAAUGAAUGUUUUAUCUUUAUCAACUUUUGGACUUAGCAGCUGGAAGUAUUAUAGAGAUUUCAAGAUGAGAGACCUGGGCUUAUUUAUAAUUAAAAGUCCAGCAUUAUGCAUCAAAUCAUUCUGGGCAUUAUUGAUGUUUUGGCUACACAAACCGUAUCCGGUGUUUAAUUCGAGGUAGCUCUUGUGGCUUCUCUCAGGGGCACAAUGUCACAGGAAGGAAAGACAUACCAAAUAUAGAUUUUACUAGUAUAAACACAAUCUUCUUAUUGUCUCUUUAAACACAUUAUUGUAUCAGCAAAAUCCAAUAUUGAUCAAUCGUCAAAUUCAUAUGUAUCAACAUAAACCAGCUCCAACGUGUAUAUAUUGAAUAAAACUUAUUUUUAGCUUG